UCACGCACGAACCUACAUCUUCGCAAGAUAAUAGCGCACUGUGCGCUGUGUCUACGGGUCGGAGAUCCCAAUUAAACCUGUUGGAUAUCACUUAUUGUUGUUUUGCUUACUAUACUUUGGCUAAGUUCUACCCUUUCCUCAGCAGUCAGGUAAACCCAAGAUAAUGGAGCUCCAAAUGGAUAGAAGAUUCCACAACUUGACUCUGGAGCAAGUCCAGACUUUGGACCAGGUGUUGACGGAGGUGAUCACAAUCCACGGCAGAGGGAACUUCCCCACCUUGGAGGUGAGACCCAAGGACAUCAUCCAUGUAGUGAAGGACCGGCUGGUGGAGAGGGAAAUCAGGGUCAGGGACAUUCGCCUCAACGGCUCCACCGCCAGCCAUGUGAUGGUCAGGGACAACGGCACGGGCUACAGAGACCUGGACAUCAUCUUUGGAGUGGAGCUGCCCAGACAGGAGGACUUCCAGGUCAUCAAGGAGGUGGUGCUGGGCAGCCUGCGUGACCUCCUUCCCCGUGGGGUUAACAGACGCAAGAUCACCUGCCUCACCAUGAAGGAGGCCUACGUGCAGAAGAUGGUCAAGGUCUUCAAUGAGCACGACCGCUGGAGCCUUAUCUCACUGUCCAAUAACAGGGGUAAAACUGUGGGGCUCAGGUUUGUAAGUUCCCUGCGACGCCAGUUUGAGUUCAGUGUGGACUCCUUCCAGAUUAUAUUGGACCGUAUGCUGGAGUCAUACUGGGAGACUGAGAGGAGGCAAGGAGGUCAGUGUGAGGGAUUGGAGUCACACAAUGGCAUUGUGUUACAUCCGGAUAGAGGGGCAGAGAAAACCAAAAUGGAACCCCAGUAUUCUUCCACCUCUGAGAAUCUAAAAGAGGAUAAAGACAAAGACUCAAUGAUGACACACUUCGCUGACAGUCCGUGCCACAGUGAACAGGUUGUUGUUCAAGAGGAAGAAUCAUUGCAUCCGAUGGAUGUGCAUGCAACUGGAAAACAAGAGCCACUGGAAGUGUUAGAGAUAGAGAGAGCAGAGCUAGACCUGGGAUCUCUGGAGAAUGAGGAAGAGGUAGAAGAGGAGGAGGUGGUAAAGGUUGAUACAGUACUUGAGAUAAGAGUAGAGGAAAAAAUGCCAUUUGUUCAGAAUACAGAUUAUCCCUCAAUUAUAUCCUCCUCCAAAACAUUGACAGAUGUGAUGGAACCUCUGGUGUCAAUUGUAUCUGUAAACCUUCAAAGUAACAUAGAGGAGUCACUGAUCUCUGAGUCAAAAGACAUCAAGCCAUCCCAGAUGAAGCUCACAGAGAACUCAGUGCAAGAGCAACUUCAAGUGAUGCCUCAAUCCACAUCCCAAGCCUGCACUGCUGUCACACAAAACGUACACCUUGAACAUUUAUUCCCUCCCCCAGCCAAGAAAACCUGUAACACAUCCCAGGAAAUUGUCCCUGACUAUUGCCCCUCACCUAAACCACCAAGGAAGAUGUCACGGAAGAUGAACAGCAUCUCAUCACUCCCUGAAAAAUGGUCUUUGUUAAAAGAUUUGUCCGAUCUUACAACCCAGCUGUUUGAGCCUAUAGAAAUACUCCCAACACCUCAACCAAAUCCCUCUCUAUUAGACACGGAUCAAGGCCAUUAUUCAUCCUCCUCAGGGUCCAGACGAAGGAACUCAGAGGGCACGAAAACAUUCACAGACCACCUUACUCCAGCCAUUUCAUCCCAGGAUAAAAACAUCUCACCCCACACCGUAGAACAAAUAGUCAGAGGGAAAUAUUCAAAAAAGCCUCCAGACUCAGAAGCUUCUCAGGAAUCAUUGUCCCUUCAAACCACAGGGAGCCGAGUCCCAGAGACUGAACCUGCUGCUACUCAGGAACUAGGGCCACCAGACACAACCACGGUCUGUCCACGGGCAGGGCCAAGUUCGGCCCCAAGGGACAAGGCCAGCAUCACUGUGGUAGCAGAGUGCAUGUAUGGGGACUUUGAACAAGCCAUGGAUCACCUGCGCUUCCGACUCAUUGCCACCCAUAACCCAGAGGAGAUCAGAGGAGGUGGGCUUCUGAAGUAUAGUGACCUGCUGGUGAGGAACUUCAGGCCAGCCAGUGAGACAGAGAUCAAGUCCCUAGAGCGCUACAUGUGCUCCCGCUUCUUUAUUGACUUUCCUGACCUCAGCGAGCAGCAGCGCAAGAUCGAGGCCUACCUGCGCUGCCACUUUGUUGGCGACGAGGAGACGAGCAAGUAUGACUAUCUGAUGACCCUGCGUCGGGUGAUAGAUGAGAGUACAGUGUGUCUGAUGGGACAUGAGAGGAGGCAGACUCUCAAUAUGAUCACUGUCCUGGCCCUGAGGGUGCUGGGGGAACAGAACGCCAUCCCCAACACUGCCAACAUCACCUGCUUCUACCAGCCUGCGCCAUACAUGGCUGACCCCAUAUUCAGCAGCUACUACAUUCCCCAGGCAGCACAACCACCCCUCCUUUACCACCCCUACCCUUUACAUGUCCACAUGCAGACCGGCCUGGUGUAGCCCCAGCAUGUGAGUGGGGGAGAGCAUGCGGGCUGCGUUCUAUAUGGUUCUACUCUGUAACCAGAGGCACAAAAUUGAUUUAAAAAAGAAAAGAGGCAUGAGCGCAAUUUGUUCAAUGCUUUGAAAAGACGUGAGACAGUGGACACAAAAUGGAGAGAGUUGGAGCUUUAUCUUUGGAUGAAGGCCACCACGUUACUGUUUUCAAAUGAAAAAUGUUUUGAAUGGGAGAGAGAAUAGCUGAUUACUCACUGAGAGCAAGCUGCAAGGGAAAAUGUCACAGAGGGAAAUGACAGUUUACUUGGCUGUUUCAGCUGCAGCAGCAGGGUAGGCAGGCUUUGUCUUUGUUACCUUCCUGUGACACGGGGAUCCUAUACUGUCAAUUAAUGACAAAGUUGUUUAACAGGGCAGAAAUACUGUAUGAAGAGUAGACAGAACGUUUCUUAUCAUAUACUAUAGUGAGGUAGAGGACAGGCAAGUAUGCUGCAGUGGAUGAAGGUAUAAACGUUUCAAAAUAAUUAGACAUACCAUAGUUGAUAUAGACCAAAAUCACAACACACUAUGUACAAAUUAGACAGUAUCUGAUCAAGCCAAACUACUGUCCUGUGUUUUAGAGAAUUAUGAGUUGUUGUUCUUCACGAAUUUAAGUGAAUUAACUUUCUUGAAGUGAUCAUAAUUGUGUUUAAAGGUAGACUCAGCGAAAUGAUGUUGCCACGAGCAGCAACACAGAUAUUAAGAUGAGCGAGAUGCAAGACUCUCACACACAGUAUUUGCACAUGUGCACAGGUUCGCUUUAAGCUGUUCACAGUGUUGUAGCCAGGGCACCAAAACAGCAGAGAAGUUGAGCCUCACGCUUCAACGCUCUUAGUUGUUGCGGAAAUUGACCCACUAUGCUGUUUAUUUUCUGCGUCUACAUCAUAUCGCUGAGUCUACCUUUAAUAUUGUAUUGUAACGUCACAAAUCUUGAUAUGAUAUCAGCUGUGCUUAGGUCUUGGGAAAAUGUGGCGUAGAGUACAUAUUGAUUUGUUUUCUGGGUGUUAAUGUCUGAUUGCAUCCUUGGUAAAUGUUUGAGUGUCUAAUGAGUGACUACAGUAAUUUAUCAGGGCGAAAUCAGGGUUGUUAAGAUAAAAGACAGAUUCCAAAGUGUUUUAAACUAUCACCCCUCAGUUUCGUUAUGUGGUAGUAUUUAGAAGUAAUAGUUAUAGACACUCACAGCAAAUGUAUAUUCACUGUCACUUGUUAUUUGUUAGUGUGCCAUUUCAUUGUAUACGAUACACAAGAGGUAAUUUGUAAAAGACCCACAAAAUGUAUGUUCAGCACAGGCAUGGCAGUAUGUGAGUUACCCUAAUGGGCAAUUGAAUCUGAAGCACAAUGUAAAUGUACGCAACCUUAUUGUUAAUUAGUGAACUAUAGACGUAUCGGAUGUAUUUGUGAUUCACCAAUUCAAUAUACAGUGGGGGGAAAAAAGUAUUUAGUCAGCCACCAAUUG
Messenger RNA from Coregonus clupeaformis (lake whitefish), 3992 nucleotides. RefSeq lists its product as uncharacterized. The transcript has 2 exons. The record is from RefSeq and is a predicted model, not a curated record. Gene Ontology annotation, molecular function: RNA binding; poly(A) RNA polymerase activity. The coding region runs from base 164 to 2506 and encodes 780 amino acids. Gene Ontology annotation, biological process: mRNA stabilization. Lineage: Eukaryota; Metazoa; Chordata; Actinopteri; Salmoniformes; Salmonidae.